AUGGCUUUGACGUUUGACUGCCAAGGGCCAGUUGGUGAUAUGGAUCGUUCGGGACCAGCGCUGCCAUCACCUGUCCUCCCACGACGUUGUGAUCUCUGUGGCCGUGCCGACAUUCGGACAGUGGCUGGUUGUCUGCCAAGCACCCCCAACAAGACAGGACAGGGUCCUCGUCUCACAGUGGCAUGCCAUCUCUUGACCCGUAGUCUUUGUCGCUAA
This is a messenger RNA of Pochonia chlamydosporia 170, 216 nucleotides long. RefSeq lists its product as hypothetical. The transcript has a single exon. The record is from RefSeq and is a predicted model, not a curated record. The coding region runs from base 1 to 216 and encodes 71 amino acids. NCBI's taxonomy places the organism in Eukaryota, Fungi, Ascomycota, Sordariomycetes, Hypocreales, Clavicipitaceae.